Diabrotica balteata is the source of this 10509-nucleotide messenger RNA. The record is from the annotation of a GenBank genome assembly. Lineage: Eukaryota; Metazoa; Arthropoda; Insecta; Coleoptera; Chrysomelidae.
CCAGGAUAUCCCUUCUUACGUAAAGGGUAGUAGACGGAACAGUUGAAAGACGAUGGCUGACAAAAAAGUGAACGAAUUUUAUACACGGCCACCGACUUUAACCAAAUGGGAGGGAUUCAGAUUAUUCCUGUGGAAUCCCGAAACGAAGCAAUUCCUGGGAAGGACAGGGGCCAGUUGGGGAAAAAUUUUAUUAUUCUACCUAAUAUUCUAUGCUGUUUUAAUAGGAUUUUUUGCUGCUAUGUUAGCAGUAUUCUACCAAACAUUAGAUUCCAAAAAACCCAAAUGGGAAUUAGACAAUGGUUUAAUUGGAAAUAAUCCAGGUUUAGGAUUUCGACCAAUGCCUCCAGAAAGUAAUGUAGAAAGUACAUUAAUUUGGUAUAAAAGUAGUGAUAAGGGAAAUGUCCAUUAUUGGCAAAGUGAACUUAAGAAAUUCUUAAAGACUUACCAUAAAGAAAAUAAUCCAAACUACAAUAAUGUUGAACAAUGCAGUAUGUUUGUCAGUCCGACGCCAGGUAAAGUUUGUGAUGUUAAAAUGACUCCCCAGAAAUGGCAUCCUUGUUUAGAAGAAGCCGGAUUUGGAUUCGAAGACGAAAAAGGAGGCCCUUGUAUUUUCCUUAAACUUAACAAGAUUUACAACUGGAAUCCAGAAUACUAUAAUUCAACCAAUCUACCUGACGCCUCUAUAAUGAGUGAAUAUAUCAGAAAAGAUAUCUUAGAAGCUGAAUCCAGGAACGAGCAUCAAAUGGUUUGGGUAACUUGCGAAGGAGAAAAUCCUGCCGACAAGGAAAAUAUUGGUCCAUUACGAUAUAUACCUCAGCGAGGUUUCUCAUCUCAGUACUUCCCGUUCAAAAAUCAAGAUGGUUACCUUUCGCCACUAGUAGCUGUCCAUUUUGAAUCACCCAAACGUGGUAUAUUGAUCAACAUUGAAUGCAAGGCAUGGGCAAAAAAUAUCAUUCACGACCGCGUCGACAGAAGAGGGUCAGUCCACUUCGAACUUAUGGUGGACUAAGAACAUCAACAUUAUCAAGUAGGCCAAAUAUGGGCCCUGACAACUGCCAUCAAGUAAAAUCGCAAGGGCUCGCAUUUUUAGAAUUCAAAUUUCCGUAAAAUACAAAUAUGGUGACGGUCUAGAUAGUUUAGUUACCAGAUAUUAGUUCACGACAACCUUAGGAAUUUUAUCUUUGCCAUCACUGUUAGUUAUAUACAGUCGAUUCGGAAACAUAUAGUCGUUUAAGACAAGAAGUUGUAGUUUACUUAAAAACUAUAACUUCUCGUCCUUCAUAACAUACAGAGGUUAUUUUUCUUACUUGCGGUUUUCAGUUCUGAAAUAUCAGCUUUUCUAAGCUUAAAAAGAUCACACAUUUUAUAACUUUGGAAAACCUUGGUAUUUCUCAGGACAGUAUCUUCAAUUUCCCGACUAUAUUUUUGUGGAUCGCCAAAUUGUAUUUUAGGUCGCUUUUGGCCACCUAUCACUGACUUCCAUAGGUGUACCCAGGGUAAGCGUCAAUGGGGGUCGAAUACUUCACUUGAUUGCAAAUUUUUGUAAAGGUGACAGCCGUUUUUUGUGUCCGGAUCAUGUGUCGAAUAUAUAAUCAGGAAAGCAUUCCCUUAAGUGGUUUUAAACACCGUGGAUCCCAAAUUUCUCAAAUAUUUAAUGACCUUAUUACAACAUUUACUUGUGUUGAUACUCACACAAAAAGUGUUAAAAGCUCAAUUCUAUUCAUUAUCAAGAAAAUGCGCGCCUUUUUUGGAUGCGAAUAAAACAUAGUAUUAUAAGGUAUGGAUCGAUAGAUGCUUGAGAAGUGAUAUUACAUGUCACGAAUACCUGGGAAAUUGGCUUUAUGUUGCAAAUCUAUAGAGGUUGGGACAGAAUACAAUCGACGCAUUACAGUGAAACGUAUACAAGCAAAACAUCAGAAGCACUGUUAACAAACAACUAAAAGUUAAAUAGUUUGCACACUCUUGAGCUUCAAUUUCUUUUUAUUUAUUUAACACUGUCCUGACUUACUGUAUUGAAACAGGCAACAUUUAUUUAUUUAUUUAGCGUAUGGCUACAUCACAGGUUCAUAUAUAUACAUAUAAUAUAAAUUAUAUAAAUUACAAACAACAGUAAAUACAAAAAUAUUAUUCUACAAACAAACAUCUAGAUUAUAAAUAUAUUCGAUUGACUCUUUUGUAGCAGCCAGGAAAUCUGAAGGGUUGCCGUUAUAGGAUCUAAUCGUGCAUUCCUCUACCAUGUGUUUUACUGUUUGCCUUUCGGCGCCGCAGUCGCAAUUUGGUGAUUGUAUUUUUCCCCAUCUAAAAAGUGAGUCGGAACAUCUGCCACAGUUCGUCCUUAUUCUAUUGAGUGUGGUCCAAAUUCGUCUCGGUUGGUUGAAGCCCUCAGGUUUGCUUGUAAUACAUGGCAUGUUCCAGUUAGCUGGUGCAGCGUUAUUCUCCCAUUGUUCUCUCCACCGUUCAGUUACAUUAAAGUUUUGAUCUACUAGCCUUUUUGCUGUUUUUAGAGGCGGGUGUCUUGAACGGAGCCUAUUUAUGUCUCUGGUGGAAGUUCCGACAUGGGAGCGGAGCUCAGGAUCAGUAUUGAUUUUUGUAAAUUCUCUGACAAGGGCAUGUUCCCGGCGGAUGGGUGGUGGAGCUAUAUGACUCAAAGCUGGUAACCAGUAAGUGGGAGUGGCCUUGAUUGUGCCCGAUAUAGUUCGCAUGGCUUGGUUGAGUUGAACAUCAACACGGUGAGUAUGUGGACUGUUUAUCCAUACUGGUGCACAGUAUUCCGCUACGGGGUAUACCAGUCCUAAUGCUGUCGAUCUAAGUGUGGAUGCUGAGGAGCCCCAUGUAGUGCCGCAGAGCUUUUGCAGGAUGUUGUUACGAGUUCGGAGUUUUGCAGCAGUCUUAGUAAGAUGCUCUUUAAAGUUCAGCGUUCUGUCAAGUGUAACACCUAAGUAUUUUGGGUGUUUAUUAUAUUUAAGGAGUCUAUCCCCAAAAUUGAUUUGAGGUUGAUAGUUGGCCAUCUUGUUAUACAAGUGGAAGCAGGACACUUCUGUCUUAGUUGGAUUGGGUUGCAAUCUCCAUUUGUGGAAAUAAUUCCCUAGGGCAAUUAAAUCGUAUGUUAGAAUGCGUUCAGUGACCUCGAAUUCUUUAUGACUUGCGGCAAGCGUCCAGUCGUCUGCAUAUCCAAAUUUUUUGAUGUGGUUUCUGGCAUGUCUGCUAUGUAGAGGUUGAAAAGCAUGGGAGCCAGCACGGAUCCUUGUGGAAGUCCAUUAUUCAGUUUUCUUUGGGUACUAGUCUUGUCUCCCAAUAUAACUUUAAAGCAUCUGUUGGAUAGCAUGGCGUUAGUAACCUCAGUGGUCUUUCUGCAUGGGAUUAUUCGCAUUAAUUUAUAUAUUGUCCCUUGUCGCCACACAGUGUCAUAAGCAGCAGAUAGAUCGAUGAAGACAGCGGUUGUUUUUGAUUGCUUUUGAAAGUUUGAUUCCACAUAAUUGGUCAGGGCGAGUACCUGGUCUGUGCAGCUGCGGUUUGGCCGAAAUCCUGGCUGUUCCACUCCUAACAGGCAACAAUAUCUCAAAAAUCUAGUUCUUUCAGAUGAGAUUUAUGCAUUGAAAAAUAUACAAACACAUAAUACAAAAUAAAAAAACCCAGUCAUUAACAAUAUUAACAAUGCUGUACGAUUAUAUAUAUAUAUAUAUAUAUAUAUAUAUAUAUAUAUAUAUAUAUAUAUAUAUAUAUAUAUAUAUAUUUAAGAUCAAAAGAAUUUUGGGAUCCAUUGUGUUAUUCUUACUGUCGUUUGCCCUGAUAACGGCAGUAGAGUAUAAGGCUGUUUUACAUUUAGCUCAAUGUUAUUAUUUACAAAUUUAAAAUGUUAUGGCUCUCUGUUUAUUUAACAACGUUAUUUUCCUCGGCUAGUAUUAUUUUAAAUUGCCGUUAUGGAAAUUUUAUAUAAAAGUGUUAAAAAGUGUAUAUAUUUUCUAAAAUAAUCGAUUUGUUAACUUAUAUGAUUAAAAAAUCCUUGAGGAAAUGGGCGCUUGUUUAAUCCGCAUGCCAUUUAGUGUAACAGUUUUUGACGCAUCACAAUAAACUAUAAAAGAACAUUGUAGUGGACUACUCAAGUCUGAUGUCACACGGGAGAGGGACCUUAUAUGAUCCUGUCGAAACAAACUUUUAAUUCCGGGUACAGGUCUACAAGAGAUUUUAUUUAUUUAUUCCUUAGUGUCUUAAAAAUAAGGAGGCUAGUUAAUUUAGGUAAACGCUUAAAUAUAUCAAUUCUGUAUAACAAUCGACAGUGUACUCUCAUUUAUAAUAGAUUGAAAAAUAAGUUAAUAAUUAAAAUUAAAUAUGUCUUACAGGCUUUUAUAAAUGAUUAAUAGUCUGCUUGGUAAGGUUCAUAAACUCCAACUAGCUUGUGACACUUCACAACUUUAGUUGGUCCAUUGUUACUGAUUGUAUGAGGUAUUCGAGUAUGUUAUAUUACUUAACUUAAAGCUAAAGACAUACGUCUUUGUGUUGUGAUAGAGACGAAUGUGUUAUAUUAUUUCUGUAAAUACAAUUUCGUUGUAAUUUUAUAGCAUAUGUAUUCUUUUAUAGUAAAAGUAAGCAGUAUUCGUUUGUGCAUUGAAUAUUAAGAAAUUUAAGCGUAGAUGUCCGCAUGUACCAAUAUUUUCUAUUAAAAGUGCUUUUAGUAUGUGUCGUGAAGUAAAACUUAUAGAGAUUUAUUAUAUUGUAAUCUCUCAUUUACCCGACAAUAUGAAUACAAAAGUGUUCUUGUGACGAGGAGACACCUGCCUGUUUUGUUAAAUCAAAUAAAUAGACGAAAUUUUAACUAACAAUCUGUUUCGCUUAUUAAUAUAGAUAUUUCUCUUAAACACAUCAUUUAUACUGUAUAUUUUUAUAGAAGGGGCAGUAAAAACAGUUACAGUAAAAAGUUUAGAGUUUCGUUCAAUGAAAAUACAAUCCGUUUUCAUCCAAAUCUAAAAUGAACCCACUGUUGUCAUGUAAAAUUGGAUUAUAUUGCAGACUGACAUUUUCAUUAUUACGUCUCUCUUACAAUUGCUUCCAAUUUAAAUGUGAUUAAUUUUACCACAGUUUAACACAUUAGACAUAUGCUGUUAUUAAAACACUAUAAGUAUAUGUACUUGAAAAAUCCUAGUCCACUAUAGCUUUUAUCUAACUUGAGGUACAAAAAUUUUAACUGCAGGUUAAAUCAGCUAAAACCUAUAUAUAUAUAUAUAUAUAUAUAUAUAUAUAUAUAUAUAUCGGUUUUAGAACGUCUUUCGACGUUGUCCGAUGCCUAACUUCCACGUCCUUCUAUCAUCCCAUUGGCCGUCUCUAAGAUCUCUUGUACUCAUUGCUUUAGUUACCCCUUCUUUCCAUGUCUUUUUGGGUCUUCCUCGUUUUUUGCGGUUUGGUGGUACCCACUGCAUAAUCUUCUUGGGUAGUCUUGUGUCUUCCAUUCUUUGAACAUGACCAUACCAAAUCAACUGUUUCCUCUCAAUGUCUGUUGUUAAGUAACCAUCUAUUCCAAUUCUUCGUCUUACUUCCUCAUUUCGAACUCUUUCCCUGCGGGAUAUACCUAACGAUCUUCUAAACACAUCCAUUUCUACAGCUUCUAAUUUUUUUCUGUUGUUCUCGGUUAUUCUCCAAGUUUCUGCUCCAUAAAGUAGACUGCUUUUAAUUAGUGACUCAUAGAUGUUAUAUUUUCGCUUUAUUCCUAUUUCAGAACUCCAAAGUAUUCCAUUUAGGCAGCCAAUUGUUCUUCUAGCUAAAACCUGUUGGUGAAAUAAUAACUUUAAAGUAUUGUUAACUUGAAAUAACAGUCCCCAAAGCACAGCAGUUAGUCGACGAAUUAUUUAUACUGCUCUAAAAAAACCCUGUUAUUUGUAACAGUGAUUAUCACAAACUAUCGUAUUUUAUCACUGGUGAAAAACCGCAGAUUAUUUAUGUUUCUUAAAGAGAUUCUCUUCUUCAUGUACCAUGUCCUUUCAGAACGCUGGUUACCAUCAUAGCUAUCUUACUUUUAUUCACUGCCAUCCUAAAUAGCAUGCUGGUAUCAACACCAUACCGAUAUCGCAAGUUCUUCAACUAUGAGGUUCUUCUUCGUCCUGGACUGCGUUUGGCUGCUAUUUUUCCUUGCAUAAUAUUUUGUAGCAACCUAUAUUUGGGACAUCUCAUUACAUGUCCGAAAUACUCCAGCUUUCUCUGCUUGACGCUUUUUAUGAUCUCAGUAGUCUUGCUGAGACGUUCUAGUGUUGUGGAUUUUCGAAUUUCGUCCACCCAGGAAACUUUUAAAAUUUUUCUAUAGCACCACAUUUCGAAAGGCGGUUUAGAUCGAUUUUAUUCACAGUCCAGGACUUGACACCAUAAAGUAAGACUGAGAACACGUAACAGCGAUGUAGGCGGAUCCUCAAUGCCAAUUUUAGGUCUCUGUUACAUAACACCUUGGACAUCCUUCUAAAAGCAGCUCUAACCUGCUCUAUUCUAGAUCUAAUUUCGCCGCGACUUUCUGCGUUACAGUUUAAUUGCUGUCCAAGGCCAACGAUUUUAUCAACUUGCUGAAGUUUGGUAUUAUUUACAUAUAUAGACGAUUUUAUAUGGUGUUGUAUUUUGGUUUUUCGUAUGUUCAGAUCCAGACCUGCCUCCCUACAACUCUCAACGACACUAUCAAGAAUUGUUUGCAGAUCUUCUUGACUAGAAGUUAGGAGUUCUGUAUCGUCCGCAUAUCGCAAAUUAUUGAUGACUUCGCCAUUCACAAGUAUUCCUUCUUGUUUUUCAGAAAGUGUUUUUCUAAAAAUUAUUUCGGAGUUGAAAAGCAGGGGUGACAAGAGGCAUCCCUGCCAUACUCCUCUUUUAAUAUUGAGAGCCUGUGAUUCUACACCAUCUACCAAAACUGAUGUUGUUUGAUUCCAAUAUAAAUUUGCAAUUAUUCGAACAUCUCUACCGUCCAAGCCAAUGUCUUUUAGAGUUUCGCUCAAUAUAGAGUACUUAACACGAUCAAAUGCCUUUUGGAAGUCAAUAAAACAACAGUAUAUGUCUACAGAUAUAUCUCGACAUCUUUGAGCAAGUACGUUCCUUCCAAACAGUGCCUCUCUCGUUCCAAACCCGUUGCGGAAACCAAACUGAGUGGCAUCCAAGUAUUCCUCAUUUAUUGUAGAUACGACCAUGUAUUUCGUUGUUGUUCGCUAGUCGCCGUCGUUCCAUCAAAUCCAAUAUGUCAUCUGUCAUCCAAUCCUGCUUUUUUAGCUUUGACCUGGCUUUUAAAUUUCUCAUACAGAUUUAUUUUACUGUUGUUACGAUUUUAUUUAAGCCCUCAUCAACGUUUUCACCAAUAUUUUACCAAAUUAAAUUUUCGUUCAGUUGUCUUUGAACUGAUUCCUUUACUUUCUUGUCUUGUAAUUGGGCUGUAUCAAUAUUAUUGCGAGACUUCAUUUUGAUCACCUUUUUUAAUUUUAAUUGGGUUACAGCUACUAUGGGAUUGUGAUCGGACCCAAUGUCAGUACCUGGAUUAGUUUUAACUGAUUUAAUGCAGUUUCUAAACCGAUUUUUUAUAAGAAGGAAAUCGAUUUGGUUCCUAAUAAUUUUGUCCUCUGAUGUGUAGAGUGUAGAGUCUUCUCGGUGGUAGUUUAAAGUAAGUAUUCAAUAUAUUGUUGUAUAGAAGAUUUGGAGAACCUGACGUUGUAAAAUUCAUUAAGGUAGCACGCCUUAGAUGGAUAGGUCAUGUAAUCAGACGAGAGGAAGACGCCAUAGUCAGAAAAGCUUUUGACCGAAAAGGGCCGAUCGGACAACGAAGAAGAGGAAGACCGAGACUUACGUACCAAUACAACCUAGAAAAUGAUUUGAAGUCUAUCGGAAUUAGAGCAUGGAGAAGAGUCGCCAGAGAGAGGGGCGAAUGGAGGAUUGUUCUGAAGAAGGCUUUGGCUCAUAAAGAGCUGUAACGCCAAUGAUGAUGAUUCGAUAUAAUGAAAUCGUGAUAAAGGGGAUUGAAGACAUACGAUUAUACCUUUUUAGUUUAUUAUUAAAGAAAUAAGUAAUGUCUUUAAAUAAGUUUAAUGUGUUUCUUCCGAUAUCUGUUCCAACUGCAAUGAUAUUUUGAUCUUAUAAUAGAAAAGCUUAAGUCAAGCCAGAGGAUAGACAACAUUGAAUAUUACAAAUGAAACAUCAGUUUAUGGAAUGAAUAACAACUGAGUAAAAGUAGGGCGUAUUGAAGAAACUAUUAGUUAUUUAAAUAUUAGUAUUCGUCACAUAAAAUCACGCGAAAACUGACCUAGAUAUUUAAAACACUUAAUAAAGAAGCAGUUAAUUAUAUGAAGGGAACAAAAUUCGCGACUGCAUGAUAAAAGAUUCCUUGAGUGUCAAUAAUUUGGUCAUUUUUUAUUUUUGCUUAAAAUGACUAAUUUUUAUUGAUUUUUUUUUUUUUCGCCAUUUUUUUUUAUUCCUGUGGAAUAAAUUUGCGUUUUCUAGUGUCUUCUCGUGUUAAUAUCUCCUGUAUAAAAGCUAAAUAAUAUAAACCAAAUAUAAAAUCUGUUACACAACUGUCAUUAGAGAUUGAAAUAAGGCUUAAGCUUUUUAACUUGGCUACAAUAGUACCUAUUGAUAACAGGUUUUGUUUAAUAUCUCUACACUUAUGCCUGUAAACUGUAGAAUCUGUUCCUAUUGUCAGCAUUAUGUUACACAUUAACUGCCGAUAUCUGUUCUUUGUUAAAUAAUUGCCAGAAAAUUUCGUCUAAUCUGUAACGCCAUAAAUGCAAUGUAAAAAUUAAUCUUAGUAUACUUGUGAGUGCAGAAGGUGUGCUAUUGCCUUUUUAAAUAUGUGGCAUAGUUACAUUAUAUUAUCGUUAGAUGUAUUCCUAUCCAGACUUCGUUCCAACACAUUCCAACGACGAUGAGAAGAAUAAGACGCUUGUAAUUGAUAUUUACAUUUACAAAAAUGAUAUAAAUCAAUUCACAGCCAAAAAGAAGCGGGCAAACUGACCUUGGUCAGGUGAUGUUCACAAUUUCACGCGCUUGUAUUUGCUGUGAAUAUAUAUUUAGUAAUAAAAUAUAUACUUUUUAUCAAAACGGUCUUUUCUUGACAAUACAACACGCGCAAACCGUCAUAUUUUAAUAUUAUCUCAGCCGUCGCUUACCUCUUCGCCCCCUUCUAAUCAGACUGUAAUCCAGGUCUUGGAACGGGCUUUGGUUAAGAGUACGAUUAACACUAGCAUAAUGCAGGUGUGUUAUAACUAAAAAUAAAAAGAAUCCUACACUUACGGACACCUACGAUAUGUGUUAAGCACUGUUAAAAUGCUAUAGUUCUAUUAUAAGGAACAAAAAAGAUGAAUAUGCAAGAAAUUAAUAAUAUUGUUAUAAAUUACCAGAAGAUAAGUGUUAACUGUACUUCAUAGAGUCUAGAUUAUCCUAAUAAUACUUAGAUAAUAAUCAGUUUUAAGAUUUUCAAAGUGAAAAAUUCUACCAUUCGCAAGAUGUAGUAGACUGAUUAUUUUCCGAAAUGCAUUUUGCAUAUCAAAAAUAAAACGCCAAUAUGGCAAAAUAUUUUCGACGAAAGUUUGGUAAUAUUUCAGAUAAUAAAACGCACAACGAUUUGGAAUGGUUACUUGUGGAAAAUUCCAUAUCAAAUUAUUAUAUUUAUCAAUACUGAUCGAAUUCGAUAUAAUCAAUUAACUAUUUAAUUUUUUUUUGUUAUUGUUAAUAAAUAGAAAUAAAUAAAUCAAAUAGAAAAAUAAAGGAAAAACCAAGAUCAAUUUCACACAGAUUAUGCUGACAUUGACAUUUGACUUAAGAUAAGUAACGAUACUUUAUAAAAAAUCAAAUACUUAAGUAACAAUAUUUUUAUAUACCAUACAUAAACAAACAAUGAUGAGAUGCAAAAAUGAAAUAUUACCAAUUCGUCCUCUUAGGUUUUAACCGAAUUCAAUCUAAAGUAAUAACGUAACUAUUUAUUUAAUUAGUAUUACAACUUUAAAUUUAUGAAGCGAAUCAUAAAACAGUUAUAACCUAAGAAUAAUUACAAGAUCUCAAUAAAUGGCUAUGAAGCCGAAAAAAAAGUAAUAAUUUUGAUAUGUUGUGCUACACAUUGUUAAUCUGCAUUGUAUAUUACUUGAAAUAUUUUGUCUUCAAGAAAUAUUCCAGAUUCAAGCCAAUUCAUUAAACUUAAUAUAAUAGAAAGGAUAUUAUGAACUUCUGAAGAAAAGAUAAUAUAUUUGAACUGAUUUUACCAUUUUUUAUUUAUUUAAUUUUUUUAGUUCAUUCAAAAUAUUCAUUCUUCUAUAAAUGGUUUAAAUAUAUGAUAAAGUUUAUCUCUAACAGACCAUAAAGCUGUAACAUAUAAUAUAAUACAAUAAGUAUAAGGUGAAAAUCUAUUUGUGUUUCUGGAAUAUCUCGUGUAAACAAGUAUUUAAUUUAUGGUCUAAAUGUUGGACACAACCUGCCAAAGUAUGUUGUGGUCAAUAUGCAUCUUUUAAAAUAAUUUCUUUGUGCUUAAAUGUAAUUUUUUAAAGAAUAUAAAUAGCGGUUCUAAGACUA